AUGGGCGUCGCCGACAGCCCAAGGGCUGGAGUCGCCGGGUUGACGACGGCAUUUCUGUUGUCCAAGAACACGCGGUAUAGCAUCGUCGUCGUCGCGAAGCACAUGCCCGGCGAUUACGACAUCGAGUACGCUUCACCAUGGGCUGGAGCUAAUUACAUGCCCGUUUCCCUCCGGGGCACCGCCGCCGCCGACUGGGAUAGGAACACCUGGGGUCCCCUACAGCAUCUUGCGCAGCACCACCCCGAAGCCGGCGUGCACUUUCAAGAGUGUGAGAUUCACAGCCGGUCCAAGGAUGCCGGCUCGACGACGGCCGACUGGUUCGCGGAACUCGUGUCCCCAAAUCCGUGGUUCAAGGACCUUGUUCCCAACUUCCGGCCUCUUCCCAAGGAACAACUCGGCCCCGACGUCGACUUUGCCAACGUCUUCACCUCAGUCUGCAUCAACACCGCCAUCUACCUGCCGUGGCUCGUGUCGCGAUGCCUCGAGAACGGUGUCGUAUUCAAGCGGGUCGUCCUCGAUCACAUCGCCGGCGCCGCUGCACCCGGAAUUCACCCGGCGAGCAGAGUGGAUCUCGUCGUCAACUGCACCGGCCUCAUGGCGUCAACCCUCGGCGGCGUUGAGGACAAGACGGUCGUGCCGGCCCGAGGCCAGAUAGUCCUCGUCCGAAACGAAGCCGGCAAGAUGAUGGACAUCUCCGGCACCGACGACGGUGACGAAGAGGCCUGCUACAUCAUGACGAGGGCCGCCGGCGGAGGCACCAUCCUCGGCGGUUCGUACCAGAAGGGGAACUGGGAGUCGCAGGUCGACCCAAACCUGGCCGUCCGGAUCAUGAAGCGGGCCGUCGAGCUGUGCCCGCAGCUGACAGACGGACGGGGGAUCGAGCACCUCGACGUCGUGAGGCACGGCGUCGGCUUGCGACCCGUUCGAGAGGGUGGCGCUCGAGUCGAGGCGGACCGCAUCGAGGGCGUCCCGGUCGUGCACAACUACGGUCACGGCGGAGCCGGAUACCAAUCCUCCUACGGCUGCGCCCAGCAUGCCGCCCGCCUCGUCGAUGAAGCUCUGGGGACCCGCGCCAAGCUCUAG
This is a messenger RNA of Drechmeria coniospora, 1083 nucleotides long. RefSeq names its product D-amino-acid oxidase. The record is from RefSeq and is a predicted model, not a curated record. The transcript has 5 exons. NCBI's taxonomy places the organism in Eukaryota, Fungi, Ascomycota, Sordariomycetes, Hypocreales, Ophiocordycipitaceae. Gene Ontology annotation, molecular function: FAD binding; D-amino-acid oxidase activity. The coding region runs from base 1 to 1083 and encodes 360 amino acids.